AUGGAGAACACUCUGUCCGUCUACGAGCGGUUCGCGGGAACCUACAUCUACGAUGGCGGCGGCCAGCUUGUCUACUGCUUCGGCCCCUCCCGGGACACGCUCAGCUCGGCUUGGAGCCGGAUUCGCAGCCAGCUGUCGUCCUCCUCGUCCCAGAAUGUCUCCUCCGAGACGGGCCAACCGCUCUCCCGAACGGUCGUGACGGUCGAGGUCGGUGACGAUGAGAGGUCGGAACGUCUCGUCAUGCUCCAAAGACGGAGACGCACCUCCGACACCAUCGGCAUCGCCCUCAAGCUGGAGCCAGGUUCAUGUCCCUUGGCGGACCAGGACCUCGAUCUCUUCUUUGCUUCCCUGAUUCUCUCCGGCAUGCACCUGGAUGCCGACGGCGACGUGAAAGAGUCGACGCCGGACCGCGUGACGGACCUCAUCGUCGAUCUCUUUGACGGCGCUCUCCGAUACGUCGCCAAGGAUGACAUGUGGUUGCGGGGAGGCAGAGAGGUCUUUCGAGACAGUGUCCGCCACUUUACCUGCAGGGGGCAGCGGGUCGAGUUUUGUCUUCCGGCCUUCCCCUGCAAAUCCUCCAACCCGAACAAGGUGCAGGGCACAUCGCCCGACCGCGGUGAGCUCAUUGCCUUGAGCAACCUGCACGACUUCAUACAAGCCAUCGAGAGCAUAUAUCCACCCGGAGCCAAGCUGUGGAUCAUCAGCGAUGGCCACGUAUUCAGCGACUGCAUCGGCGUCGAUGACGCCGUCGUCGACGGGUACGGAGCCCAGCUCAUUGCCAUGAACGAAGACAUCGCUUCGAGUCGAGGCGGUGUUGAUCGGAUAGGCUUCAAGUCCCUCGUGGACAUAUUCGCCCCCGACCGGUGCGUCCUCGACCGACGCGACUGCAUGCUGGACCGCAUUCCAUGCAUCCAGCACGACAUUCAAACCAAGCAAACGACGGAGGCCGAGACCUGUCGCCGCAUCCUGCGUCUUGGCUUUCAACUUCACGACAGCGCGUUGAGGGAGAGCAUCGACAAUCAGGACAAGGGUAUCCUGGCCCUCUAUCGAGGCUUUUCCAAGUUCAUGCUCGAGGAUCUCGAGCUGAACCCUUACACCAACGGUCUCAGCCAGUCGAAGCGCAGGAAACUGGCGGCCAAGGUGGCCUUUGAGAUGAUUCAACGCAAUCAAGCAUAUUCCAAUCUGGUGGAGAUCAUAUUCCCGCACCACGUGCGACUCUCGAUCCAUGCGUACGACCUUGCUUCUCUCCGCAUGCCGUCGCCCGAGGUUCACAUGCUCGGCAAGGGCGUGCGGGCGGCGAAAGAACUCCUGCCCGACGCCGACCUCGCUCUCUUCCACGACCAGCUCCAUGUGCCGACCCCUUGGCACAACUGCAUCGUCGAUAUCGAAGGUCACCCAACCCUGUACCUGACGAAAUCCAGCGUCGCACGAGCAGCCCUCUCCACCGGGACCUUUGUCGGACGUUGGGCCGGUCACUCGCCGCUCAUGGGAGCCUGCUUUUCGCUGAGCCCCGCGAUUCCCUUGCGGACUGCUCCAGCUACGCAGCCCCCUCAUGCAAUACGAGUACCAGAGCAUGUAUAG
This is a messenger RNA of Drechmeria coniospora, 1581 nucleotides long. Its product is annotated as Pyoverdine biosynthesis. NCBI's taxonomy places the organism in Eukaryota, Fungi, Ascomycota, Sordariomycetes, Hypocreales, Ophiocordycipitaceae. The transcript has 4 exons. Bases 1 to 1581 code for a protein of 526 amino acids. The record is from RefSeq and is a predicted model, not a curated record.